GAGAAACCAUAUCCUCUUGCGUCUCGUCGUUUAUGGUUUAAACGGCAACUAAAUGCCGGAUUCAUCGUUGGUGACGGUGGAUGAGAGGAAACAACAAGAAUUCUCUUGUUGUUGAUAACACCAAGUUUGAUUUGCUUAUUAGAAAGACCACGGCGUUUGAUUUUUUCAUAUUCAAUCCCCGCAGACUUUAUCCGUUGCUUCCACUUCUUAUACUAUCAUGGCUAACGGCUGCAGUUAUGACGUGUUUCUAAGCUUUAGAGGCGAAGAUACUCGCAAUUCUUUCACGGAUCAUCUCUAUGCGGCAUUAGUGCGAGGAGGACUUCGCGUUUUUAGGGAUACUGAUGAAAUCAACAGAGGUGAAGAACUGAAGCCGGAAAUUAGGAGAGCAAUCAUGGAAUCCAGGGCUUCAGUAAUUGUCUUGUCGGAGAAUUAUGCAACUUCCACAUGGUGCCUUGACGAGCUUUGGUUGGUUAUUGAACAGCGGAGGGAAUGCAAUCAUUUUGUUUUACCUGUUUUCUAUCAUAUUGACCCCAUGGAUGUUAGAAAACAAGAUAAAUCUUUUGACAUAAAAGUGCAAACUUCUACAAGGUGGACUGAUGAUAACGUGAAUAGGUGGAAGGCAGCUCUUACUGAGGUUGCUGAUUUGAAGGGCAUGGUUCUUUCUGGGCUUGAAACGACGUUUUUGGCUGAUAUCGUUCAUACAAUUCACAAUAAACUAGAUUUCAAAUUGGUUAGUCUUCCACAAAAUCUAACAGGGAUGGACACUCGUCAUAAAGAUAUCAAUUCCUGGCUAAAGCAAUCUGAAGAAGAAUUUUUGGCAAUUUGUGGCAUGGGAGGAAGUGGGAAGACAACGUUGGCCAAGUACAUUAUAGAUUCAAAUUGGCGAACUUUUGAAAACAUUAGUUUCCUUGAAGACAUAGGUAGUAGAUGCAAAGAUUCCCGUGAUUUAUGUGAGCUACAGGAAAAACUUUUGGGAGACAUUUUAGGGGGCAAGAAUAGAAAAAUACCUAGUGUUUCUCAUGGUAUGUGUAAGAUUGAGGAAGCCUUACAAACAAAAAAAGCACUUAUUGUUCUUGAUGACAUUGUCGAACAGGGCCAGUUAAUAGCUUUACUUGGGAAUAGCAUGAUUAAUACACAAAGCAAGAUUAUUAUAACAACAAGGGUUCUAAAUACCGAAGAAUGGCUUGGCCCCAGAUCUUUGAGGUGUCGAAAAUACAAAAUGAAAUUAUUGGAUGACGAUGAAUCACUUGAGCUUUUAUGUCGUCAUGCAUUUAGAUCAAAAAUUCCCAUGGAAGGAUUCGAGAAGCUCACAAUACAAGCAAUACGUUAUUGUGAAGGGAAUCCACUAGCUCUUGAAGUGUUGGGCUCGUCUUUAUUUGUUAGUGCAGACAUACCAAAGACAGAUAACAUCCUUCACUGGAGAAGUACAUUGAAAUUAUUGGAUAGAGAGAUUGAUUCUGGAAUUCAACGUAUACUCAGGAGGAGCUAUGAGUCGUUGCCACGUUACUCUAACAAGGAGUUGUUUUUGCAUAUUGCUUGUUUCUUUAUUGGCACAGACUUGGAUUAUGUGGUAAAGAUAUUAGAGCAUGAUUACUCAGCAUUAUCUGGGAUUAAAACCCUAACUAAUAGAUGCCUUCUUUCUGUGUCACCAAACAAAAAAGUAAUGAUGCAUCGGUUACUCCAAGAGAUGGGGAGAACGAUAGUCAAUGAAGAAUCUCCCAAAGACCCUGCAAAACGUAGUAGAGUGUGGCUUAAUACGGAAUCCUAUGAUGUGUUAAGAAAAGGAAAGGGUUCAGAAACAAUGGAAGGAAUGGCACUUGACAUGCAAAUGUUAAAGGAAGAGAAGAAUGUAUUCAAGAUUACAGAGCUUAUGACAGAUUCGCUUAAAAACAUGGAUAACCUGAAAUUGCUCCAGCUCAAAUUUGUGCAAGUAACCGGAUCCUACGAAAACUUUUCAGAACAACUAAGAUGGCUCUGCUGGAUUGGAUUCCAUUUAAGAACCAUACCUUCUGAUUUAUUCAUGGGGAACUUGGUUGCUUUAGAUAUGAGCUAUAGCUGCUUGGAAGUCUUUGAACCACCCAUGAUUCUUCCAUUAUUGCAGAUUCUCAAUCUUAAAGACUCCCACAAGUUACUCGAAAUCCACAAUAUUUCCCGACUCCCUAAUCUUGAGACUCUGAUUCUCUGGAACUGCCACAGUUUGGUUCAUGUUUGUGAAACCAUUCAACAGCUUAAGAGUCUUGCUCUAUUGAACAUGACAGGGUGUGAAACAUUGUGGGAGAAUUCAUGGAAGAUGCAGCAUACAAAUCCGUUAAAAGAGCUAAAAGUUUCAACUUCUGAUGAACGAGUUAAAGGACUAUCUACCUUCUCCUUGCCACCUUCAUUACAACGGUUAUUCCUCAAUGACUGCUACCUUGAGAGUACUGAUUCUUCUCCUUUGUGUUUCAGUAUUCAAUCGUUUUUGCAAUACUUGAAUCUAGGCAAUAACCUAUUCGAAUUCUUGCCUAUGUACAAUCAUCUUAAAAAUCUCCGUGUCCUUGACUUGACUUGGUGCUUAAGACUUAAAUGGAUUCUAUGUCUUCCAAGUACACUUGCAGAAUUGUAUGUAUAUUACUGUAAGUCAUUGGAGAGAGUAACUUUCGAAUCAUGUCGAUUCACAUUGCAAGAAUUCGGCUAUGAAGGCUGUCUUAAUUUGUUAGAAAUCGAAGGAUUUAUUAAACUGGUGCCACUAGUCAAACUUGAUGAAACUGAUUUGGGACAUUUGAAAUGGCUAAAAGAACAUCAAAAUCAUAAGGUGUGCCUGGUUGGAGAUGAUGAGCUCACCAAAGGCAGAAGUUUGUGUAUCCAGAUAUUGUAUGAAUUCAACAUAAUGAGCACUUCUCUACCAGACAUAAAUGAUCCUAAUAUGACACCUGAUUAUAUAUCAGAAUCCACAUCAUUGUCAUUUAACGUGCCUUUGGGACCGAAGGAUAGGAGGCUUAAGGGAUUAAACAUAAUUCUCAAGUAUAAAACAUCAGGUGAGGAUUGGGCAUGGUUCACUAAAAUCACCACUAGCAAUGGUGUUGAUUUGAUGUAUAAUCCCAUAGUCUUUGGCAAACCUGCAUCUGGUGAAGUUGGUAUAUGGUUAAGCUAUUGGCCAAUUGGAAACACAUUGAAAGUUGGAGAUAGAGUUAAUGUUUCUACCACUGUGAUGAAUGGGUUGGAGAUACUCGAGUGUGGUGUAAGCCUUGUGUACACACAUGAUGAUGAUGAGGUAGUAAAUGAGAUCUUGGAAAAUGACAUGGAAUGGGUAAAAAUUCUUGGUGGAGAUUAUUCUGGAUUUCAACUAAGAACAGGAGCAUAUUAUCUUUGUCGCCGUGAUUUCUUUGAGUUUAUCGAGGUUGGAAGACUGACUCCUGAUUGGUUUAAGAUUUUAGUUGGUGAUACCGUUGACUGUACAGAGAUACGAGGAUGGAGAAAGACAGGGAGACCUCAGCAGUUGAAUCAGUCAUUUAUAGAAUUGAAAACUGUUAAAUGCAUAGUCCAUGCUUCUGAAUCGGAGCAAAUUUACAAGAUUGGAGAGAUGUCAAAAUCAUCUCAUGUUGGUAAAACUUUGGGGAUCCCAUCAAUGAUUUCUGCUUCUGCAUCAAAGCCUGAGGACACUGUGGACACGUCUAAAGCGUCUAUUACUGAAACUAUUGACUUCACAUCAAGCUCACUCAAGGAGUCGAUGAAAUCUGCCACUAGAUCUGAAUCUAGUGUCUCAGAAUCAGAGUCUGUGGAGAUCACAUCAUCGAGCUUACUCAUUAAGGAGAUGAAAGCUGCCACUGAAUCUGGUGACUCGCCAGCAAAGGAUCUGUUGGGUCAACUUCCAGUUGCAUCUUCUUUGAGCACAGUGGCUUCUCCAUGGAAAAAGUUUAGCUGCUUUGAUGUUUACUUGAGUUGUGACUACAUAUUUACCACUCGAUUCAAAAAUCAUUUGUGUGAUGGGUUAGUGACAGCAGGAAUUCAAAUUUCCCCAUACUCUCUUCAUUUCGUAUCUGGAGGUGGAUACCUUAGAAACUCCGAAGCAAGGGCAUCCAUUGUUGUAUUGUCGGAGAACUAUGCAAGUUCAGUUCGGUGCUUGGAUGAGUUACUGUUGAUCCUUGAGAGAAGGGCAAAGUUAAAUCAUUUUGUUUUACCUGUGUUUUAUGAUGUUGAAGCCUCAGAUGUUAGGGGACACCAGAGACUUUUUGCAUUACGGUGGUAUCAAACUUCUUCUACAUGGAAGGGGAAGGUGGAUCGAUGGAAGGCAGCACUUACAGAGGUUGCUAAUUUGCCCGGUUUCCAUGUUUCUAGGAAUAAUGAGACGUCUGUUAUUAGAGAAAUUGUUGGUACUGUGGGGCAUAAACUCUAUCCCAAUGCAUUUAGUACACCACCACAUCCAACCAAAUAAGAACCAAGCGGGAUGAUGCGGAAAAACCAAGAUGGCUGCAGCUAUUUGUGAGUCAACGGAAAUAACCAUUUCCAAACGAUGAAGAUUCAAAGUGAACAGUUAUAGAUUGUGAUUUGUUUCUUAUUAUGUAACAUUGUAUUUUUUUCAAGCUAAGUUUUACGUUAUUUUACAUUUUGUUAAUUUUAUUGUGCUAGCUGAAUUAUGGAUCUAUAAUUUAAUGUUCGCCAAACAAUGGGAAAAAUUAAUUUCGGAACAGGCCGACGGUUUGCUGCAGCCAUCAGGACAGGUUUGUAGACCAUUGAAGAGACAAUGCCACGAAGGAAUGCGUAGAAGCAUGUCUUAGAAAAUCUGUAAUAUCUGAUUGUAGGCAUGACUCGGUCUCAUGGGAAACAUAUGCAUUCAUGCACCUUAGUGGAAAAUGCUACUUGUUAGUGUUUUAUUAUUUAUUUUAAUGUAUUUUCUAUAUAGUGUUUGGCCC
Molecule: messenger RNA, 4889 nt
Organism: Lactuca saligna
Lineage: Eukaryota; Viridiplantae; Streptophyta; Magnoliopsida; Asterales; Asteraceae
Source: the annotation of a GenBank genome assembly